GAUUUUUCUUCUCUCCCAAAAGAAGACUCUCAUAUCUCACAAGAAGGAUCUCACCUCAAUAUAGUCUCUAAUCUCUCUAUAUUCAAUUGGACAAAAGGAUGAAACACAAUUGAAUAAGAAUUGGAAAUUGAGAAUCCUUUCAAUUAACUAUUUGUACUGGAUAUAUCGGCCGUCUCCCUAAGCUUAGGGUUUGGUAUCUGCGCAAUUUUGUGAUUCUAGUCUUCGGCAAAAGGGAUUUGCUUAGGCAAAUUCCCUUCAUUUAGUUUUUUGCUUUUGUUAUUUUAGACCCUUUCUGAAUACUUUAAUUCUAAUAUAAGUCCCUUCAUUCAAAAAAAAAAAACUAUUCGUACUGAGUCAAAGGCAAGCCCCCGUCAGGCAAAUGUCGUCGCACACUUCCUGGCUCUGACAUGUCUCAACGUUCCACGGCUCACAAAGUACGAACUCCAUAAUCUUCCUAAUAGAGUGAGAACAGCUUUCAUCGAGGACAAGCAUGGUAGAUACUACUUCAGGGACGCGGGCUGAGCUUCACAUAGAAGGGAGAAAGAAAACAGUCCGGCUCCAUGGCUGAUGACGGCUCUCUCUCUCUCUCUGUCAAAGAACACUCUGGUAGGGCGACAUUCCUUAGACGUUUCUGUUGGGUGCAGGUUUUUAUUCGAAAUGCUUGGACGCUUGCGGUUGAUGCCUUUAUUGUACUCUUUUUGGUGUUUUGUUGUAAUCUUCACCUGAAUUAGAUUUUAAUAAAAAUGGUAAAUGUUCCCAAAAAAAACUAUUCGUACUGAGAUUGAGGAUGGGUAGCAUCCUUCUUUUAAAAUUGGAAUUCUUCUGUGGUCUCCGUCUACGAUAUACAUGAGAUACGUAGCAUAAUCUAACCACACGUAGGAUAUAAAAAUGGCCACUUUUUUGUCUCUCUACACUCCCUCUUCAUCUUCUUUUCUCGCACUCUCAAAAGACUCAUCUUUCAUGAAAACAAAGCCGUGUCUCCAUUACAAUCACAGGCCACUCUUUCUAGCUUCAGCGCACCCUACCGAAGCUGACCAAGAACUACCAGAGCCUAUCAGAACUCUUUGGCAAUGGGGAUGUGAUGAAGGAGUGAUAUCAAAGAAGACACCAGUGGGGCCAGGAGUUGUCCCAGAAGGACUAGGGCUUGUCGCCACUAAAGACAUUGGUAGAAAUGAAGUCGUUUUGGAAGUUCCCAGAAGGUUCUGGAUCACUCCAGAAACAGUUGCAGAUUCAGAGAUUGGGAGUGUGUGUUCUGGGAUGAAUCCCUGGGUUGCUGUGGCUCUGUUCUUGCUUAGAGAGAAGCACAGGGAUGAUUCCAAGUGGAAAUCUUAUCUUGAUGUCCUCCCAGAUUGCACCAAUUCUACUGUUUUUUGUGCAGGUCAGAAGAGGAGCUUGCUGAGCUUCAAGGGACCCAGCUAUUAAGCACAACUAUAGGUGUCAUAGAAUAUGUGCAAACUGAAUUCCAGAGAGCUGAAGAGGUCAUACUUCGAAACAAACAGCUUUUCCCUUUCACUAUCACAUUGGAUGACUUCGUUUGGGCAUUUGGAAUCCUCAGGUCAAGGGCGUUUUCCCAUCUUCAAAAUCAAAAUCUUAUUUUGAUGCCAUUUGCUGACUUGAUCAACCACAGUGGUAGAGUUACAUCAGAAGACCCUGCCUAUGAAGUUCGACGAACGGCGGGCUUUUUCUCCAGGGAUUACUUAUUCUCUUUGCGAAGCCCCUUAGCAGUGAAGAAAGGUGAGCAGGUUUUCAUCCAAUAUGAUGUGAACAAGAGCAAUGCUGAUUUGGCUCUGGAUUAUGGUUUCACUGAUUCAAGUCCACAUCGUGAUGCAUUUACGUUAACGCUGGAGAUCUCCGAGUCUGAUGAGUUUUAUGGGGACAAGUUGGACAUUGCAGAAUCAGUUGGUUUAGGAGAAACGGCUUACUUUGAUAUAAAGUUAGGCAAACCUCUCCCCCCUCAAAUGCUUCCCUAUUUGAGACUAGUUGCACUUGUUGGUCCUGAUGCUUUCCUCCUUGAAUCAAUAUUCCGGAAUGCUGUGUGGGGCCACCUGGAACUACCCAUUAGCCGUGCAAAUGAGCUGCUCAUAUGUAAAAUUGUUUGUGAUGCUUGCUCGUCUGCACUUUCGGGAUACAGUACCACUCUUGAAGAGGAUGAGAAGAUGAAAAAAGCAGGAAGCAUGAGUCCAAGACUGGAGAUAGCAGUGGGGGUAAGGGGAGGUGAGAAGAAAGUGUUAACGGAGACGAACAAUAUAUUUAGAGAGAGGGAAGAGGAACUGGACGAGUUAGAAUACUACCAAGAGAGGAGGCUCAAAGAUCUUGGUCUGGUUGGUGAGCAAGGUGAAAUUAUCUUUUGGGAGCCGCCUCAAAAAUAGAGGACACCACACCUGCGCGAAUCUCGUCUUAUUUACAGUUUACAAUGAAGUACUCCCACCCUUUCCGAAACAAUUUUCACUUUUCGAAUUUCGACUAGACAUUUCCCGAUUUAAAAACUGCAUUAAGUUGUAGCAAUAGAACACACUUCACAAAUUUGUUUUAGCAGCUACUUCGAAAUGAUAUCAGUAAAGUCUAGACUAUAAAUUAUACGGAAUAAUGGUUAUAGAUUGAUAUCUAUAGUUAUUGAAGUAGAAGUUUUACAGUUACUAUUGUUUGGUAAAGUUAUUAUGUGCUGAAGUGCAAUGUGAUUACAUUAUUUGCC
Molecule: messenger RNA, 2692 nt
Organism: Cuscuta epithymum
Lineage: Eukaryota; Viridiplantae; Streptophyta; Magnoliopsida; Solanales; Convolvulaceae
Source: the annotation of a GenBank genome assembly